AACAAGAAUCCUAAUCCCUCUAAAACCCUAGCCUCCUUCGAAGCCUCAACUGGCUAUAAAACGGGGCUCAGCUCGCAAGCUCAGCCUCGUCUAUCUCUCUCUCUGUCUCUCUCUCUCUCUCCGGGCCAGGGUUUCGCCGCUUGCUGCUCAAGGCUCUUCUCCUGCGAGUUUGAUUCUAUUAGUUUAUAAUGGGAAAGGAGAAGGUUCAUAUCAACAUUGUUGUCAUCGGCCAUGUGGACUCUGGUAAGUCCACCACAACUGGCCAUCUCAUUUACAAGCUUGGAGGAAUUGACAAACGUGUGAUUGAGAGGUUUGAGAAGGAAGCUGCUGAAAUGAACAAGAGGUCUUUCAAGUAUGCUUGGGUUCUUGACAAACUCAAGGCUGAGCGUGAACGUGGUAUCACCAUUGAUAUUGCUUUGUGGAAGUUUGAGACCACCAAGUACUACUGCACAGUCAUUGAUGCUCCUGGUCAUCGCGACUUCAUUAAGAACAUGAUUACUGGGACAUCUCAGGCUGACUGUGCUGUUCUUAUCAUUGAUUCCACCACUGGUGGUUUUGAAGCCGGUAUCUCGAAGGAUGGCCAGACCCGUGAGCAUGCUCUCCUUGCUUUCACCCUUGGUGUGAAGCAAAUGAUUUGCUGCUGCAACAAGAUGGAUGCCACCACUCCCAAGUACUCGAAGGCAAGAUACGAUGAAAUUGUCAAGGAAGUUUCCUCCUACUUGAAGAAGGUAGGGUACAACCCCGAUAAAAUUCCAUUUGUCCCAAUUUCUGGGUUUGAGGGUGACAAUAUGAUCGAGAGGUCCACCAACCUUGACUGGUACAAGGGCCCAACCCUUCUUGAUGCACUUGACAUGAUCCUGGAGCCUAAGAGGCCAUCAGACAAGCCACUUCGUCUCCCACUUCAGGAUGUCUACAAGAUUGGUGGUAUUGGUACUGUUCCAGUGGGAAGGGUUGAGACUGGUGUCCUUAAGCCUGGAAUGGUUGUGACUUUUGGACCGAGUGGGCUAACCACUGAAGUUAAGUCUGUUGAGAUGCACCACGAAGCUCUCCAGGAAGCUCUUCCUGGUGACAAUGUUGGCUUCAACGUGAAGAAUGUUGCAGUGAAGGAUCUCAAGCGUGGUUUUGUUGCUUCUAAUUCAAAGGAUGAUCCAGCCAAAGAGGCUGCAAAUUUCACCUCCCAGGUUAUUAUUAUGAAUCACCCUGGCCAGAUUGGUAAUGGGUAUGCCCCUGUGCUCGACUGCCACACCUGCCACAUUGCUGUUAAGUUUGCUGAGAUCUUGACCAAGAUUGACCGCCGGUCUGGCAAGGAGCUUGAAAAGGAGCCGAAGUUCUUGAAGAAUGGCGAUGCCGGGUUUGUUAAGAUGAUUCCAAGCAAGCCCAUGGUUGUGGAGACCUUUUCCGCGUAUCCCCCACUGGGACGAUUUGCUGUUAGGGACAUGCGUCAAACAGUUGCUGUUGGGGUUAUCAAGAGCGUGGAAAAGAAGGAUCCAUCUGGUGCUAAGGUCACCAAGUCUGCUGCAAAGAAGGGAGGGAAGUGAAUCAUGCACUCUGGAGUUUUGGAGGAUGCCUCAAACUAUUUAUAUUAUUAUUAUCAUAAAACAUUUGUCUUUACUAGUCUUGUGUUGGUCAGCUGUCAUUUAGGCCGUCAACGUAAUUACUUCUUCAUUCGCUAUAGGUUUUUGUUGUCAUUGCCUGGUUGCUGCUCCCAGAACUGGGUGCUUGAUCGGCGGUGGUGACAAUUAUCUCUUUUUCUUGUCUCAAGUUUCGACUAUGUUUUUUAAUAUCUUUUUGAUGGUUGAGUUGAAA
Diospyros lotus (date-plum) is the source of this 1806-nucleotide messenger RNA. RefSeq names its product elongation factor 1-alpha. Gene Ontology annotation, biological process: translational elongation; translation. The transcript has 3 exons. Gene Ontology annotation, molecular function: GTPase activity; GTP binding; translation elongation factor activity. Bases 189 to 1538 code for a protein of 449 amino acids. Lineage: Eukaryota; Viridiplantae; Streptophyta; Magnoliopsida; Ericales; Ebenaceae. The record is from RefSeq and is a predicted model, not a curated record.